Molecule: messenger RNA, 3275 nt
Organism: Drosophila suzukii
Lineage: Eukaryota; Metazoa; Arthropoda; Insecta; Diptera; Drosophilidae
Gene: Lon
Product: Lon protease
Biological process (GO): mitochondrion organization; protein quality control for misfolded or incompletely synthesized proteins; protein catabolic process
Cellular component (GO): mitochondrial matrix
Molecular function (GO): ATP-dependent peptidase activity; ATP hydrolysis activity; ATP binding
Source: RefSeq, a predicted model, not a curated record
AGCUCUAUUUCACCAGCCGUUCCGUCACAUAAUCACUCUCCACACAUUUGGACUGCAAAUUGUUUUUAUACUAUUUCUAGUUAUUUCUAAGUAAAUUGCGAGUUGGAAUUGCCAUCGAGAUGCUAGCCCGCGCUAUCCGAGUGCGUCCCAUGAUGCGGGGCAUCGCCUCGUCGUCGGUGUGGACCCGGAACCGUCCCGCCCAGAGGUCCCUGGUGCAAUGCUGCCGGGUUCGGGCGACGCACCUCGAGCGAUUUCAUGGAGCAAACAUGAUGGUCCAACGUUUCUACAGUCGCAAGCGGGACGACUCCGACGAGGAUCUCAUGUCGGAGGGUCAUGGUCCCGAGGUCAUGUCCGAUAGGGAUCCCCAGUUGCCGGCCACUGUAGCGGUGCCCGAUGUAUGGCCACAUGUCCCGCUGCUGGCCAUGCGCAAGAAUCCCCUCUUUCCACGCUUCAUGAAGAUUGUAGAGGUUUCCAAUCCCAUCAUCAUGGAUCUGCUGCGUCGCAAAGUCAAGCUAAAUCAACCUUAUGUAGGCGUCUUUCUUAAGAAAUCAGAUGGCGAAGAGGAGCUCAUCCACAAUUUGGAUGAUGUCUACAGUAUGGGUACAUUUGCGCAAAUCCAAGAGCUUCAGGAUCUGGGUGACAAGCUGCGUAUGGUUGUGGUGGCCCAUCGUCGUAUUCGAAUCACUGGUCAGGUCGUCGAGGAUGUCCCAACUCCCAAGCCCGCUGAAGAUCAAACGACUGAUCAAGCGGAGACGGCACCAAUAAAAUCAAGAGCCGACCCAUCUCGUAAGUCCCGUGGCCGACUACCCAGAAGUCGUCCUGGAAAAUCGCGCGAAUCGGCGGCCGCUGAGGAAAUGGUACAAAACCAGACGCUGGAGCCGCCACUCAAAUCAGGUCAAGUUGAGUCUGCGAGUUCGCCUAAGCCUCCUACAGAAGGAAAUAAAGUGGAAUCCCAGGCAGGCGCCCAAGGGGAUGCCACACAAUCCGCGCCCAGCGCACCACCUGUACUCAUUGUGGAAGUGGAAAAUAUUAAGCAACCGGCUUACAAACAAACGGAAGAGGUCAAAGCGUUGACUCAGGAAAUAAUCAAGACCCUCCGAGAUAUUAUUACGAUGAACCCCUUGUAUAGGGAGAGUCUUCAGCAGAUGCUGCAUCAAAACCAACGAGUUGUCGACAACCCCAUUUACCUGUGUGAUUUGGGUGCAUCCCUUUCCGCUGGAGAACCGGCUGAACUGCAGAAAAUCCUUGAGGAAACAGAUAUCCCAGAACGUCUGCAGCUGGCCCUGACUCUACUCAAAAAGGAACUGGAGCUCUCGAGACUCCAACAAAAAAUUGGACGCGAAGUAGAGGAAAAAGUUAAGCAGCAGCAUCGUAAAUAUAUACUCCAAGAACAACUGAAGGUUAUUAAAAAAGAACUUGGAAUCGAAAAAGACGACAAAGAUGCCAUAGGCGAAAAGUAUCGAGAAAAACUUAAGGAUAAAAUCGUUCCUGAAAGCAUAAUGACGGUUAUCGACGAAGAGCUGACCAAACUAAACUUCCUUGAAAGCCACAGCUCUGAGUUUAAUGUAACCCGCAACUACCUCGACUGGCUCACUUCUUUGCCUUGGGGAGUUAUAAGCACCGAAAACCUCUGCCUAGAGAAAGCCACCGAGAUACUAAACAACGAUCACUAUGGCAUGGAAGACAUCAAGAAGCGUAUUUUGGAGUUUAUUGCCGUCAGUUCUCUGAAGGGCACUACGCAGGGAAAGAUCUUGUGCUUCCAUGGGCCACCAGGUGUGGGCAAGACAAGCAUAGCCAAGUCUAUUGCUCGCGCUUUGAAUCGCGAGUACUUCCGUUUCAGUGUGGGCGGAAUGACAGACGUGGCCGAAAUCAAGGGACAUCGACGCACCUAUGUGGGCGCCAUGCCGGGCAAGUUAAUUCAGUGUCUAAAGAAGACCAAGAAUGAGAAUCCUUUGGUGCUCAUCGAUGAAGUAGACAAGAUUGGCAAAGGGUACCAGGGAGAUCCCAGCUCGGCCUUGCUUGAGCUCCUUGAUCCCGAACAGAAUGCCAAUUUCCUGGAUCACUAUCUGGAUGUGCCAGUAGAUCUCUCUCGAGUGCUCUUUAUUUGCACAGCGAAUGUAAUUGACACCAUCCCUGAGCCCUUGAGGGAUCGCAUGGAGUUGAUUGAGAUGUCUGGUUAUGUGGCUGAGGAAAAGAUCGCCAUCGCUCGUCAGUACCUCAUGCCUCAGGCUAUGAAGGACUGCGGAUUGACGGAUAAGCAGAUUAAUAUUACCGAGGAUGCCUUAAAUAUGCUGAUCCGCAGUUAUUGCCGAGAAUCCGGUGUGCGAAACCUGCAAAAACACAUCGAGAAGGUUAUACGAAAAGUGGCCUUCCGUCUGGUCAAGAAAGAGGGCGAGCACUUCCCUGUGAACGCUGAUAACCUGACCACAUUCCUGGGCAAGCAGAUCUUCAGUUCAGAUCGCAUGUACGCCACCACACCGGUGGGCGUGGUCAUGGGUCUGGCCUGGACGGCUAUGGGCGGCUCAUCGCUGUUCGAGACCUCCAGGCGCCACAUACGCCAUGGGGAAAAAACGGAUUCGACUGCUGCUGGAGGAACUCUCCACAUCACUGGAAAUUUGGGGGAUGUCAUGAAGGAAUCAGCCCAAAUAGCCUUGACAGUGGCGCGCAACUUUUUGCACUCGCUGGAACCUACGAAUUUGUUCCUGGAGCAGGAACACAUCCACCUCCAUGUUCCUGAAGGAGCCACACCAAAAGAUGGUCCCAGUGCUGGAAUCACUAUCAUCACAGCCUUGGUUUCGUUGGCCACUGGAAAGAAAGUGCGUCAAGAUGUGGCUAUGACUGGCGAAGUGUCCCUGAAGGGAAAGGUUCUACCCGUGGGUGGAAUCAAGGAGAAGACUAUUGCAGCCCGUCGUAGUGGCGUCAACUGUUUAAUCCUGCCGGUGGAUAACAAGAAAGACUUCGAAGAGCUACCAACUUACAUUACCGAAGGCCUGGAGGUACACUUUGCUGAGACGUACGAGGAUGUCUACAAGAUUGCCUUUUCCGAUGCCGAAACGACGAACAACGACGUAGUGGAGCAGGAGCCGCUGCAGAAGAUUUCCACCGCGGCCGCCGCCAAGUCGGCGACAUGGCCUUAAUCGUAGCUUAAGUUUGGGGGUGUACCGGGUGUUCAUAGUUUUUAUUGAUAUCGAUCGUUAUCAGGCUAAUUAGUGUAUUUAGACCAUAGCAUUUGUUAAACCUAAUGCCAAGUAAAUUAAAUGUACUGACGAACUAAA